Messenger RNA from Saccostrea cuccullata (small rock oyster), 2329 nucleotides. RefSeq lists its product as uncharacterized. Gene Ontology annotation, biological process: protein ubiquitination. Gene Ontology annotation, molecular function: metal ion binding; ubiquitin-protein transferase activity. The coding region runs from base 335 to 1831 and encodes 498 amino acids. The transcript has 14 exons. Gene Ontology annotation, cellular component: cytoplasm. The record is from RefSeq and is a predicted model, not a curated record. NCBI's taxonomy places the organism in Eukaryota, Metazoa, Mollusca, Bivalvia, Ostreida, Ostreidae.
GAAUUUUUAAAAAAAUAAAAUCAUGGAUAUCGUACACUUUAAUGAAAUUAUCACCAUAGAAACAAAAUUCGUGACUUUAAAAAUGUAUAUAAUUUGAUCAUUCAUCAGGAACGGAUAUCUAAAAAUGCAAUACUCAUAUACGAAAGAGCUCUGUAGGGCCUGCCAAGCUAUUGUGAAAAAAGAAGGAAGUUUAUUUUAUUUUUGCACAUAACAAUAAAUCUGAGUCUAAGGCAAAUAAAUCAAUAUAUUCUUGGAGUACAUUUCCUUAAAUGUUGAUAAGUAUUGAGAUUUGAAUGCUUUUAGAUCUGAAUUUACUGGAUUACAGGGUAGAAAAAUGCAGGUACCACACGAUCAACAACAUUGGAAUGAUCUGGCUAAACAUGAAGCUCAGGAAAAUCGUAAACGAAAACAUCAACAUGGAAGAGGAAUAUGUACUGUCUUUCUACUGGAUACAUCCGGAAGCAUGGCAGGGGAUGGAUUUCAGCAGAUGAAGAGAGCUUUUAAUGAAAUUAUAAAUGAAUUCACUGCUCAUCCAUACGUUGAUGAAAAUGUUGCUGUCAUUACAUUCGGAGAGGAAGUCAAGUUCUUACAUUAUUAUUCUCACAACUACGAAUCUGUUAGACAAAGUCUUGCUGGUGUAGAGUGCAGUGGCAGUUCUCCAAUGGAAGCUGGUAUUCUUCUGGCUCUGUCCUGUUUGCUUUAUGGAGGAGGCCAUGUUGCCGCCUUCAGACACAAAUUAAGAGUAGAUGCAAGAUUGAUAAUUAUUUCGGAUGGAUGGCCUUCAUCAUCUUCUAAUGUUGGUGGACCUGAAAUAGACGGAAGCAGAAGAGAAUCAUUUUAUGAUGGGACUAUUGCAAGAUUGCAAUCACUAAUCAAAUCAAUAGGAAAAAUUAAUCCUAUUGUAUGUAUUCCAGUAGGAUUAGAUCCAAACAUUGAAUUCUUAAAGGGCUUAGUGCAGGUAUGCAGGCGAGGUAGGCUUUUAAGUCAUAGAGAAGCCCGUCAGUGUGGAAGGUUGGCUCUCCAUAUGGUAAGCUAUAUGGAUGACAUAAUUUUUUUUUCAAUAGAAUUGAAAGUUUUACGUUUUAUUAAUGUUAUAUUCUUUCAGAGAAUGACCACUCAUAUUUUGGAUAAAAAGCCAACAGCUCAAAUAACGCGUCAAGAUAUUGAAAGAUUUGCAAGAUUUUCAAGCGAAGAAACUGACUUCACUGAACAUGACUUGGAGGAUGUCUUCGAUAUAAUUGAUAAUUUAUAUGCGUACAAACCACUUACUGAGGAAAAUCUCAACGAUGACGACGAUGUCUUUACUGAACGUUAUCCAAAUCUUCCUAAAAUUGGUACUAGAGUAAGACGUGGACCACACUGGACCUAUAAAAACCAAGAUAGUAAUGGACCAGGAACAGUGAUUGGGCACUCAGAAAAUUUUGGUUACGUUAUAGUAGAAUGGGACAACGGAGUUCGGUUGAGUUACCAGUACGGAUUUGAUGGUAUGGAUGAAAAGUAUGACAUCGCUACCUCCGAAGAACCAAGAAUUCUCGAAAAUGAAUUGAUAGCUGUUGGUUGCUUAGUAACCAGAGGUCCUGAUUGGAAAUGGGGAGACCAAGAUGGUGGUGAAGGCAACGUAGGAACAGUGUAUAGAGUCGAAAUGGAUGCUGUUGUUUAUGUAAAAUGGCCCAAUGGCAAUAAAAGUAACUACAGAUAUGGAUACGAAAACAAGCAUGAUGUGCAGCUAUGUGAUCCGUUUGAGCCGUUUCUUCAACCAGUCAACUCUCGGCACCAGUUGAAAAAAUCUAGUCUUCUUGAAGAAGAAACAACAGACACUGAAUGGGAUUAAAAAUGGAUGGCUACUUCACCGAAAGAUGGUGAAAACCAUUCAAAAGCAAAAUGCAGCUCUAAAAAUGAAAUUAAGGGAUCGAGAAAAUAUGAGAGUCGUGAAAAAAGUCUAAAUGGACAAACCCGCAUCGUCGAUGGCAGUGGAAAGAUUCUUCUGGAAGAUGGAAAGAAUACAGUGAUGAAAUAAACGAUAAAAUAGAAGACUGUUACAGAAGAAAACCUGAGUCAUCUGUUGUCAUUGACUUCAAUGGUCGCUUAUGCAGGGUUAUAUUUCAAAAGAGGAAACAAAUAGACACGCUUUCCAAAUCAAUAACGGAUAUAAGAUGCAGUGAAGAUGAUGAAAAAAAUACUUGAGUUAUGCUAUAAUCGGAGUUAUUGUCGUCCUUGAUACAUGUGUAUAUGUUAUAGACAUACAAUGUGAAUAAAUUUAAAACUACGGUGCCUUGCUUCUCAUUGAGAUUCGAGGGUCAUUAAAACCCACAGAAAACGUCGUCGUUCU